Messenger RNA from Funneliformis geosporum, 179 nucleotides. The record is from the annotation of a GenBank genome assembly. Lineage: Eukaryota; Fungi; Glomeromycota; Glomeromycetes; Glomerales; Glomeraceae.
AUGAGUUUUGAAAACGCUUUUAAAGAUAGUUCAGAUAGUCAGCUGAAAUUUGAUACUGAUAAGAAAGUUGAUGAAACUUCUAAUAAUUUGCAAAAUUUAUUAAAUGAUGAAACUUCAACUUUGAUACUUGACACAAAUAACUCUCAAGACUCUCAAAGCUCUCAAAAUUCACACAAAAC